Anopheles bellator is the source of this 2208-nucleotide messenger RNA. RefSeq names its product facilitated trehalose transporter Tret1-2 homolog. Gene Ontology annotation, biological process: transmembrane transport. The transcript is spliced from 3 exons. The record is from RefSeq and is a predicted model, not a curated record. The coding region runs from base 111 to 1589 and encodes 492 amino acids. Lineage: Eukaryota; Metazoa; Arthropoda; Insecta; Diptera; Culicidae. Gene Ontology annotation, cellular component: membrane. Gene Ontology annotation, molecular function: transmembrane transporter activity.
AAUAAGCGUCCGCGGUGAAGCUCCCCUGCUGGUUCUGCGCGAUUGAAGAGGACUUUGUCCGUAAACGUUUUGUGUUUUGUGUUUACCUCUCGUGUUAAGCUACGGUAAACAUGGCCACGGAAAGAUCGUCCACCAAAGCGGCACUGAAGCAGACGCUACUGUCCCUGUCGGUUUCGCUGUCGUACUACUGCAUCGGGCUGGUCCGGGGAUACUCUGCACCGGCGGUACCGUCCAUGCAGGACACCAUGCCCGAGCUGCUGCCCACGAAGAGCAUUGCGUCCUGGGUCAGCUCGAUACCACCGUUCGGGGCGUUCUUCGGCAGUCUGGUAGCGUUUCCGUUGAUGCACCGAAUCGGACGCAAGUACACGGUUCUGAUCGCUUCCCCGCUCUGGGCCACCUCCUGGGUGCUGGUGGCUACCGCCACCGACUGGCACGUCCUCUUUGCGGCCCGCAUGAUGAUGGGCUUCGCGGCGGGCCUGUCACUGCCGGCGGCCCAGGUGUACGUGACGGAGUGCAGCGAUCCGAAGAUACGCGGCGUCAUCGGAUCCCUACCGGCCCUGGCCAUGUCGUUCGGCAUUCUGGUGAUGUACGUGAUGGGCAAGUUCUUCGAGUGGCGCCAGCUGGCGUGGAUCUGUUGCGGGAUGUCCUGCUGCCUGUUCCUGGCCGUGGCCUGCUUUCCCCAGAGUCCGGUGUGGCUCAACACGAGGAAGCGCUACGAAAAGGCGCACACCUCGGCCAAGUGGCUCCACCUGGAGGGAUUCUCGUGCGAUCCGAAAGCCACCAUCGGCGGCCAGCUGGUGGUGGCGGCGAAGGCUCCGGCUCAGGUACCGGUGCCUCCGAAGCCGUACUCGCGUGAAGCACUGCUGCGGCGAGAGAUUCUCAUCCCGCUCGGGAUCGGCCUGACGCUGCUGUCGAUCCAACAGAUGAGCGGCAUCGAUGCGGUCAUCUUUUUUACGGUGGAAAUCUUCCGCGCGGCCGGAACCUCCCUCGAUAGCCAUCUGGCGACGAUCAUCGUCGGCACGGUGCAGGUGCUGAGCAAUCUGAGUGCCCUGUUCGUGGUGGACCGCUCCGGACGCAAACCGCUACUGAUCCUGUCCGGUGUCAUCAUGUGCAUCGCGAUGGCCUCGAUGGGGGUCGCUUUUCACCUGAACUCGGCCGGCAACACGGACUUUGGCUACCUGCCGGUCGUGAGCUUAAUCGUGUUCAUGAUCGGCUUCUCGAUCGGUUUCGGGAGCAUUCCGUUUCUGCUGAUGGGCGAGCUGUUCCCGACGGCGCAGCGUAGCCUGCUGAGCUCCCUGGCCGGAUCGUUCAACUUGGCCAUGAUGUUCACCGUCAUCAAAACGUACCACCCGCUGGAAGAGCUGAUCACCACCUCGGGGACGUUCCUCAUGUACAGUGUGCUCUGUGCGCUCGGCGUCGUAUUUGUCAUCACCUGCGUGCCGGAAACGAAGGGCCGAGAGCUCGAGAGCAUACAGAAGCUGUUCGAGCGGAAACCAAAGCCAACCAAAGACGUCGAGCCGGGCGGUAAGCGGGGCCACGACAACCCCGUCAGCACGGUGGCGGACGAGCGCGACGACACGAGGCUAUAGGAGCCGGACGAUCAUCACGGUAGAUAGUCAAUGAAAAAUCACCCUUUAUAGUCAACUCACUGAUACACUGAUUAGCGUUUAUUGCACAUCAAAAUUGAAAUGACGCGCCACGGCGCGGGAUAUUGUAAGACACUAAGGACACGUCGUUACGUUGGAAAAUGAGAGAUUAAAAGCAUUCAAACGAAAUGAAAUCUAAUCGGACAAAACAAGGGCAUUAUAUCGACUAGGCGGGCGGCCUAUUGGACGAGGAAGUAGUAGUAGUUUUUGAAGAUCAUCGGUGCCGUUUCGUCCGAGAUGAAGUUACGGUCGGGGCGCUUCGAGCCGUACGGAUUGACGGUCGGCCCUUGGAUGAUCUGCAGCGGGCGUACCGAUUCUUGCACGAGCCGCUGCAGAUCGAGCGGUGACUCGAGCUCGGUGUACGAGGUUACCACGAUCGGACAGCCGGCCCCGGUGGCGUCACGGAUGGUGCGGGGCCACGAAUCGACGCCUGCGUAACCGGUGGUACGGUGCAGGCCGGGGUUGAAGAAACAGAUCAGAUCCGGCGGCCGGUAGCGCUGCGGCGAGCUGCGGUACUCGUGGUACAUCGUGCGACUCUGGAAAUCGAACGCCACCACGCGAC